This is a messenger RNA of Pseudopipra pipra, 1870 nucleotides long. RefSeq names its product catenin beta interacting protein 1 (gene CTNNBIP1). The record is from RefSeq and is a predicted model, not a curated record. The transcript has 3 exons. The coding region runs from base 17 to 262 and encodes 81 amino acids. Lineage: Eukaryota; Metazoa; Chordata; Aves; Passeriformes; Pipridae. Gene Ontology annotation, cellular component: beta-catenin destruction complex; nucleus; cytosol. Gene Ontology annotation, molecular function: beta-catenin binding. Gene Ontology annotation, biological process: negative regulation of Wnt signaling pathway.
AGCUGGCAGGAGGGGAAUGAACCGUGAGGGCGUCCCCGGAAAGAGUCCGGAGGAGAUGUACAUCCAGCAGAAAGUGAGAGUUCUACUCAUGCUGAGGAAGAUGGGAUCAAAUCUGACGGCCAGCGAGGAGGAGUUCUUGCGCACGUACGCAGGGGUGGUGAACAGCCAGCUCAGCCAACUUCCCCAGCACUCCAUUGACCAGGGUGCUGAGGACGUGGUGAUGGCAUUUUCCAGAUCAGAGACAGAAGACAGAAGGCAGUAACUACAGGACACCUGAACAACACAGAGCUGGAGAGGACAGUGAGACCCCUGAAGAUAGAGGAGGAUGGCUGAGCAUUAAUAAGUUCCUUUGCCCACCCUAAUUGUUCCUUGGUAUUCCUUCUCCUUUGUAAUGUUGUUUCCCUUUGCCCAACCCUCAGGAUGCAUCUCCCAGCCAUCCAUUCCUGUCAGAUUUUGCUCCUCAGCCAGGCUGUGUUCAUUAAGGACAGACCCAGAGGGGUGGUUUUGGUUGGCUCAGAGGGACAGGCAGUGGUUGGCUAAAGGAAGGCAAUUUUUUCAAACUUGACCAAUGGAAAACCUUUUAUCUCACGUUUUAUUUUGUAUUUUAAAGAAAACUCUCUCGACAUCCUACUUCUAAAGAAGCUUUUCAUGCUGUGGUGCUUAUUUAGGUCAAACUUGUGAACUUGAAGAGGGUUUGAUUUGGCUGCAUAGAACUGGAAGCAACUUGUGAUUGGGUGACAAUGCAAAUGCUUUCCCUUCAGUUGGCUUGCAGGUAUUUUGCUGACUCCCAACAUUUUCAUUGCAGGAAGCUGAUGUUUUGGUGCAUUGGUUAUUUCUUUACACUCACUGACUUGCAGAGGGGGGUGGGGGGGAAGGAGACAAAUGUGCUUUGCAAUAUUUAUUACACCUACACACAUAUAAAGGCUUGCUUUUGGGGGGUUGUUUUGGUUUUUUGGUUUUGGUUUUUUUUUUUUUUGAUUGGCUUUGGAGUCAUGUUUUUUGAUUUCCUUUUGGCUGCAGUGUUUCUGAUGCAAUCAGUUUUUCCACACUCAGCUGCUCUGUGGCCUCGAGCUCUUUUUGGGAGCAUGUGUCGAAAAGCAGAUUUGGUUCAAUAAAUCCACCUGUUUAGGCUGGAACAUGGAGAUUCCCAGCCCUCCUGGGCUGUGCCAUGAGCUCCUGGCACACCUGGCUGCUCAGGUGGCUUCUCCCUUUGCUUCUGACAGAGGAGCUGUAGAUGUUUUGCAGGAAUUGCAAGAGUGAGAUCUAUGGCUGUGACAUGAAUUUGCCAAAUUUGUAUAGAGGAUAUGUGAACUUGUUUAAAACAGUACAGAGAGUUCCACUUUAACCCUUUAAUUGCUGCACAAGACUAGCUCUCACAUUAGGAAAAAUUAAUGAUCAUUAACUUAAAUCCAGCUUGCACUGGGGUUUAAUAAACUGAGUUUCUGGUCGCUUGAAAAAUUGUACCUGGUUUGCCUCCUUGCAGCUGUUUGGUGAUAGGGAAAUGCUGUGGAUCCCAAGAUAAUCCCAUUUUCUUCAGGCACUAUUCCAAGAGGCAGGAGCUGCAUUAAGCUGUCCAACACUGAGUGUACAGGUGACACUCUCAGGUUUACUCUCCUUGUAGCUGCAGGGCCUUAAAACACACACACACAAACACACAUUUACAGACUGAAAAACCUGCAGUGGAAUUCCUGAAGUGCACUGACUGUCCAGGAAUCUGCACAUGGUCUUUAGCACUGCUGCCUAAAACCAAGCACUUCAUUCUCUCUCAUGUGUGUGCAGGUGGUUUUUACAAAACUUCUGGAUUUUGCUGUGGGUUGCACUGACUUUGAGAUGUUUCAGAAUCUAUUAAAGCUGAACUCCAUUCACCUGA